AUGACGAUUCCGGACGAGGUUGAUAUCAUUGUUGUUGGAGGAGGAUCAUGCGGUUGUGUUGUUGCUGGCCGUUUGGCCAACUUGGACCACAAGCUCCAAGUCCUGCUCGUUGAGGCUGGCGAGAGCAACCUCAACAACCCAUGGGUGUUCCGCCCGGGUAUCUUCCCCAGGAACAUGAAGUUGGACAGCAAGACGGCUUCGUUUUACUACUCCAGGCCAUCGGAGUGGCUUGCUGGCCGUCGUGCCAUUGUUCCAGCUGCUCAUGUCUUGGGUGGUGGAUCCUCCAUCAACUUUAUGAUGUACACUCGUGCCUCUGCCUCCGACUAUGAUGACUUCCAGGCCAAGGGCUGGACUACCAAGGAGCUCAUCCCAUUGAUGAAGAAGCAUGAGACAUAUCAGAGAGCUUGCAACAACCGUGACCUGCACGGCUUUGAGGGCCCAAUCAAGGUCUCCUUUGGCAACUACACAUACCCAGUCAUGCAAGACUUCUUGCGUGCAGCCGAAUCACAAGGCUUCCCAGUGACAGAUGAUCUCCAAGACUUAGUCACUGGCCACGGUGCCGAGCAUUGGCUCAAGUGGAUCAACCGCGACACUGGCCGCCGCUCUGACUCGGCCCAUGCCUACAUUCACAGCACUCGCCAGAACCACGAGAACUUGCACCUGGUCGUCAAUACCAAAGCCGACAAGGUCAUCCUCGAGAAUGGCAAAGCAGUCGGCGUCAAGACUGUCCCAACCAAGCCUCUUCACCCAUCGGAGCAAACAUCCAGGACUUUCCGUGCGCGCAAGUUGAUCGUCGUCAGCGGCGGCACGCUCAGCUCCCCAUUGAUUCUCCAGCGCUCUGGUAUCGGUGACGCACAGAAGCUCCGCAAGGCCGGUGUCAAACCACUCGUCGACCUGCCCGGUGUUGGUUUGAACUUCCAAGACCACUACUUGACCUUCGCACCAUAUCGUGCCAAGCCAUGGGCCGACUCCUUCGAUGACUUCGUCCGCGGCGACGAGAAGGUCCAAGACAAGGUCUUCACCCAGUGGAACAUCAACGGCACUGGCCCACUGGCCACCAACGGCAUCGAGGCCGGUGUCAAGGCUCGCCCAACCGAGGACGAGCUCAGGGAGAUCGACUCCUGGCCAUGCAACGAGUUCCGCUCGGGCUGGGACAGUUACUUCAAGGACAAGCCCGACAAGCCUGUCAUGCAUUACUCGGUCAUUGCUGGCUUCUUCGGUGACCACAUGCAGAUCCCACCGGGCAAGUUCUUCACCAUGUUCCACUUCUUGGAAUACCCCUUCUCGCGUGGCUUCACCCACAUCACCUCUCCCAACCCAUACGAGGCUCCAGACUUCGAUGCUGGUUUCAUGAAUGACAAGCGUGAUAUGGCCCCGAUGGUUUGGGGCUACAUCAAGUCUCGUGAGACUGCCCGUCGCAUGGAUGCCUUCGCUGGUGAAGUCAUGGCUCUUCACCCAUUCUACGCCUUCGACUCCCCAGCUCGCUGCCACGACUUGGACGUGGAGACGACCAACGCCUACGCCGGCCCCAACCACAUCACGGCCAACAUCCAGCACGGCAGCUGGCACGAACGCAAGAAGCCAGGCAAGCGCCCCGAGGACUCCUUCCUCAACAGCAACCAGCAGGAAAUCCAAGAGGACUUGCAGUACAGCAAGGACGAUAUCCUCGCCAUCGAGGAGUGGGUCAAGCGUCAUGUUGAGACGACUUGGCACUCGCUUGGUACGUGCUCCAUGGCCCCGAAGGAAGGCAACUCGAUCGUGAAGCACGGCGUCCUCGACGAGCGCCUCAACGUCCACGGCGUCAAGAACCUCAAGGUCGCCGACUUGUCCAUCUGCCCCGAUAACGUCGGCUGCAACACGUACUCGACCGCCCUGCUCAUCGGCGAGAAGUGCGCCGUCCUCGCUGCUGAGGACCUUGGCUACACGGGCCGUGCGCUGGAGAUGCGCGUGCCGGAGUAUCAUGCUCCGAGAGAGAUUACUGGAUUGAGCAGGCUUUAG
This is a messenger RNA of Zasmidium cellare ATCC 36951, 1998 nucleotides long. RefSeq names its product GMC oxidoreductase. The coding region runs from base 1 to 1998 and encodes 665 amino acids. The transcript has 6 exons. The record is from RefSeq and is a predicted model, not a curated record. Lineage: Eukaryota; Fungi; Ascomycota; Dothideomycetes; Mycosphaerellales; Mycosphaerellaceae. Gene Ontology annotation, molecular function: flavin adenine dinucleotide binding; oxidoreductase activity, acting on CH-OH group of donors.